Molecule: messenger RNA, 2337 nt
Organism: Tachysurus vachellii
Lineage: Eukaryota; Metazoa; Chordata; Actinopteri; Siluriformes; Bagridae
Product: putative potassium channel regulatory protein
Exons: 2
Coding region: 804-1613 (269 amino acids)
Biological process (GO): negative regulation of delayed rectifier potassium channel activity; protein homooligomerization
Cellular component (GO): endoplasmic reticulum
Molecular function (GO): protein binding
Source: RefSeq, a predicted model, not a curated record
AAAAAUAGAUACUGAACUAUACUUUACCUGGUCGCUAAGGUGGUUCCUUAUAUUUUAUACCAUUAAUAUGUAGCUUUCACAUGGAAGAUUUUUUUUGCAGCGGUUGCAGUAAACAUUGAAAGCUAAAGCUGGCAUCUUUCUAGGUAAAUGGUGUGUAAUAGAGGAUGCUACUUAAUCAGCCACAAGAAAAGUAAUUCAGUACUUUUAUUUCUGAGAGUGCAUGAGGUUAUAGGACGUACACACAGCAAUAUCUUUAGAUAUUAUUAAAAUAAGCACAAAGUCUUAACAAUGUCCAUCCUGGACACGACAAAGUUGUACACACAUUCCUGAGUAUUGUCCUGUCACUUAAACAGAUCUGAGUCCAAUCAAAGUGACAGCAUUUAAAAAAUCAUUAAUCCAGUGACUAAUUCAAUGUUUGAUUUGUACAGUUUUACAGAGUACAAAACUAAACCUUUACUUGUUAUUUGGUGUGAUGCACUUAUUCUUUGUAUCUCUAAGGUAUGUUAAAUCUAUACAAAAGUUUAUAAGGACAAUAUUUCAGCAAAAUGACCUUUGCAAUGUAAAACAUCGAAAUGUACACAAUAUGAGAUCCAUAGUAAAUGUACUAUAUGUAGUAGGAGAGUGUACCUAAAAAUCAGGGUAAUUAAUGAUCACAAUAACUUGAUCCUCAUUCGUCACUGCUGUUGAUACGGUGUUUAUCCUGUCCGUACUGUUGCUAGGUAAUGGAUAAACAAUACAACACCUACCCAGUACAUUAGCUUAUGGCAGGCUGGUAGUGCUCAAAAAUCAAAUACUCUGUAAAAAUGAAAGGCCAGGAUUUUAUUACAUUUAACGUUGGAGGGCAAAUUUUCAUCACAAAGGUGUCAACGAUUAGAAGACAUCCACAGUCAAGAUUUGCACACAUGCUAGAUGAAACAGAUCCUGAGUUUAAAGUUGUAAAUAGCCAGGUGUUCAUUGACAGAGACUGGGGGCUGUUUCGGUUUAUAAUGGAGUAUCUGCGGACCGGCCGAAUCACUUUAUCAGGUGAAUUUGAGACUGAUGGACUGUUGCGUGAAGCAGAAUUUUACAACAUCAGCGCUCUUUCUGAUUUUCUGCGCAGCAACAACUGCUAUGCAAAGAGCGAAAUCCUUGAACUUCGCUUUGUCAUUCAAGAUGCUCAAAGUUUCUUUAAGGUGUUCAGUUCCAAGAGCACAACUCUUGAUGUGCUGGCUUCAAGAAUAUCCGUGUUCAUUGAACAACCCAAAAAUCUCACUCAGAAUUUGAUGGAAUGUCUUCCAGUGCGUCGACCCUCGCACCAUGACCUCGUUUUUCAGUGCGGUGCUGAUUGUUCUGAUGGAAAACAGUUGUCUGCAAGAUAUGUCACCAUUGAACCAGACGAACGAAAACUUGUCAAUGCCACAAAUGUUCUUGGCCUGCUGGUUGACACGAUUCUGAGGGACGGCUUUCGCCUGAUCAGCACACGCACAGUUUCUCCGGAAGAAAAAAUUGAGUGUUACACUUUUGAGAGAAAUGAGACUCAAAAUAUUCUUAUCAACGACCUCUGUAAAGCAGAUGGAUCGCAUGUAUCAAAACAAACAGAGAAAAGUACAAAAAAGGCCAAAUCACAGAAGUGAUUAAACCAAAAUUUCACAUGCAUGUGGAAAAAUCCCCAAUAAGAAAAAAACAACAAACAACAAAAAAAACAAUAAUAAUAAAUAAAUAAAAAUCAGCCAAAGUGAGAACCUGAGGCAAUUUGAGGUUUCCCAGAAGAUGGCGAUGCUGUGUUAGUUAGGGCAUGAUGCAUUUGUAAAAAACAAUAUAUAUAUAUAUAUAUAUAUAUAUAUAUAUAUAUAUAUAUAUAUAUAUAUAUAUAUAUAUAUAUAUAUAUAUUAGAUAUUUUAUUAUUUGAGACAAUAAUGUCAUGUGUUAAACAAUCACCAGCAAUGUAUAUUUAAAACAUUAUUGAUAUGUUAUUUGCUCAAACAGACUGACCAUUUUUUGCCUGUUAUGUUCAUGUCCAGAAAGGCCUUUAAAUGUCUGCUUUUUUUUGACCAUUUAUUCUUCUGUUAAUAUGAAUGAUAGCCUACCGCAUAGUAUGUAGAUGUUUGUAAUACCAUUGUAGUGUAUUCUAUAAUCUACACAGUAAAACAACCAGUUCUAAAUAUCUUCAUCUUUAUUUGAAUGUAACUUUCUUUUUGUACACAAUAAAUCAUCUGUAUAAAUUCCUUGCAAUUUGUCACUGAAUUAUAAACCCACAGUAAUCUUUUCUGCCACAUAAAAAGGUUAAGGUUAUAUAUAUAUAUAUAUAUAUAUAUAUAUAUAUAUAUAUAUAUAUAUAUAUAUAUAUAUAUAUAUAUA